Phytomonas sp. EM1 is the source of this 1008-nucleotide messenger RNA. The record is from the annotation of a GenBank genome assembly. Lineage: Eukaryota; Euglenozoa; Kinetoplastea; Trypanosomatida; Trypanosomatidae.
AUGACAAAUUAUAACCGACUCAGCUUUAUCGUGGAAUACUUUGAUCCACACGCCUCCGUCACGCGCACGUACCAGCUUCUUUAUUAUUUGGAUGAUAGUACCAUAGAGAUGCAUGACCUUAAGACACGACGCCUUUUUUUAAAGCGUUGUGCAUACCCCUCUCUUACAUUAAAUGAGCUUUUUCUAGGGGCUAUCGUAAAUGUCUUUUCACGACCUUUAAAAGUAAUUGAUUUUGGUGAUGAGGCUACGCGGAGGCAGUUGGGUGCCAACUCUGAGACUGUCAUGAUAAUCAUAUGCGAGAACAAUUUCUCGAACUCUGGAAAUAUGGUGAGUUCAUUUAUCGACGUAAAGCUACGUAUCACCAAUAUCCGAAUGGUAGAUCUCCCACAGGGUCUUGCGGAGAGGUCUAACUCAAGUCAACGGGUCAUUCUCUCAGUUUUGAAUGCACCUCAAGCACUUGAGAAGACGAAAGGGAUAUGCAAGCAGUACCCUCAGGGUGUUUUCAUAGUGGAGAAUGACGAAUUGUUCGCUGCUUUGGAGGGACUGGUACGUGGCCCAGGGCCAACUACUGCUUGUUUGACGAACUGUGCAGUUUGUGUAAUUAAGCCGCAUGCCAUCACAAGUGGUCAUCAAGGACGCAUCUUACAACGACUUUAUGAUGAGGGUUUUACUAUUUCUGCCCUGGGUAUGUACAUGCUUACCACAGCCGACUCUGAGGAUUUCCUUGAAGUGUACAACGGAGUAAUGCCCGAGUAUAGGAAAAUGGUUGAGCAGCUCUCCAGUGGCCCGGUUUGGGCUAUUGAAGUUCGUGCUGAAAAUGCCGUUGCUGCACUACGUGCAGUGUGUGGGCCUCAUGAUCCGGAUGUGGGGCACUUAUUGUUUCCUCACACAAUUCGUGCCCAAUACGGCACGAGUCGAAUACAGAACGCUGUCCACUGUACAGACUUGGAAGAAGAUGGGCCACUGGAAUCGGAGUUUUUCUUCUCUCUCUUGCAAAACAAACCGUAG